Acaromyces ingoldii is the source of this 1983-nucleotide messenger RNA. RefSeq names its product nucleotide-binding domain-containing protein. The coding region runs from base 1 to 1983 and encodes 660 amino acids. Gene Ontology annotation, molecular function: NADH dehydrogenase activity; calcium ion binding. The transcript has 3 exons. Lineage: Eukaryota; Fungi; Basidiomycota; Exobasidiomycetes; Exobasidiales; Cryptobasidiaceae. The record is from RefSeq and is a predicted model, not a curated record.
AUGCUGAGGCAAUCGCUGUUUUCGACUGGCCCAUCGGCCCCCUUUGCGACGCCGAACCCGGCACCUGCUGCUGCCCCUCGAAAGUCCUUCCUGCAACGGCAUCCUGUACUCAAGUGGACCACCUACUGCACCGGAUCGAUCAUCUUUGGACUCAGUGCCACUGUGGCCAUUAUCCUUGGCCAUGACGCCCUGACAUACCACGAUGCCCACGUCGAGAAUGUCCCGGCGAGUCCGCUGGCUCUUCACCCGCAACCGGGCGGACCGAAGAAUCUGCCUAUCGUGUCAGACUUUAUCGAAGGGCGCGAUAAAGAUGACAAACAACAAAGGAAGGAACGCCUCGUCGUCGUGGGAGGUGGAUGGGGCGCCGUGGCCCUGCUCUCCUCGUUGGACCCGGAAAAGUACGACGUGACGCUCGUUGCCCCCAACAACUUCUAUCUCUUUACGCCACUCUUGCCGAGCGCCACCGUCGGCACCGUCGAGCCGCGGUCGCUGGUGGAGCCGCUCAGAAAGAUCCUGGCCAAGGUCAAGGGACACUAUGUCCAAGGCCGCGCCGUCGACAUCGUCAUGGGCAACACCUUUCCUGAGGCAGCUGGCGGACAGCAGCGCCUGCUCGAGGUUGAGGUCAUCGAUGGCCACGAGCCAGAUGCGGUUUCGGCGAAGGAGGGAUCCUGCACACACAUGGGAAAGCGCGUCUACGUCCCCUACGACCGCAUUGUCGUUGCCGUGGGCAGCAUCACAAACGACCAUGGCGUUCCCGGCCUAGAGAAUUGCUUCCACCUCAAGACGAUCUCGGACGCGAGAAGGAUCCGAAGCCACAUUCUUGACAACCUCGAGAUUGCCUCACUGCCCACAACCACGCCCGAGGAACGCGAGCAGCUCCUCAGCUUUGUCGUCUGUGGUGGUGGGCCCACUGGCGUCGAGACGGCUGCCGAGAUUUACGACAUGCUCAACGAGGACGUGCUUGACUACUACCCAAAGCUUCUCAGGGCAUCAGCCCAUAUUCACCUGAUCCAGUCGAGGGAGCACAUUCUCAACACGUACAGCGAGGCCAUCUCCGACUAUGCCGAGCGUAAGUUUGCCCGGGAUGCCGUCAACGUCAUUGUCAAUGCGCGUGUCAAGCGCGUCGAGUCGGACAAGGUCGUCUAUUCGAUCAAGGAUCCAGCCACGGGCAAAGUGGUGGAGAAGGAGGUCCCCUCGGGCUUCACCCUCUGGUCGACGGGCAUUGCCAUGUCACCCUUUACGAAGAGGGUCACGCAGCUGCUCCCCAACCAAUCCCAUCUCAAGGCCCUCCAGAUUGACUCGCACCUCCGUGUCGUGGGCGCCCCGCUGGGCAGCAUGUAUGCGCUCGGCGACGCAAGCACAAUCGACACGAGACUCAUCGACCACAUCUACGACUUUGUUGACCAGAGCGAUACGGACCACGAUGGGCAACUCAACUACGACGAAUUCCAGGUCAUGGCGGCAUCGAUUGGCCGAAAAUACCCGCUGGCAUCCAAGCACUUUACCAAGCUCAAGGAGCUAUUCGAGCGCUAUGACCGAGACAAGAACGGAACAUUGGGUCUCAACGAAAUUGCAGAGAUGCUCCUUGAGACACAACAGAAGAUGACGAGCCUGCCUGCCACGGCUCAAGUCGCCUCACAGCAGGGCAAGUACCUCGCCAAGAAGCUCAACAACCUGGCAAAGAGGAGAGACGAGGGCAAGGAGAUGAACCCGCAUGAUGACUCGGACGUAUACGACCUCGACGACCACGUCAGCAAGCCAUUCGAGUACCACAACUUGGGCGCACUUGCCUACAUUGGCAAUGCUGCUGCAUUCGAUCUGCCCAUUCCCGGGCCCGUGCAUACAUUCGUGGGCGGCCUUGUCUCGAUGUACGCUUGGAGAUCCUUCUAUCUCUCUGAGCAAGUUAGCCUCAGGACAAGACUGCUGCUGAUGUCCGACUGGAUCAGGAGAGGCAUCUACGGCCGAGAUGUAAGCCGGAUCUGA